Molecule: messenger RNA, 727 nt
Organism: Tricharina praecox
Lineage: Eukaryota; Fungi; Ascomycota; Pezizomycetes; Pezizales; Pyronemataceae
Exons: 2
Coding region: 32-547 (171 amino acids)
Source: RefSeq, a predicted model, not a curated record
GCGUGGCAAAUCCGUAUUCCUACGUUAUGGUAUGCUCCGCGGGCCAACACUACGCGACUUGCUUCGCUGCAUCCAGCGACAUCUACCUCCAGGACGGGUGCCAUACUACAUUACCGGUGCCAUCUCGGCGGAAGACGUUCCAGCCGCCGAUGAGGUCGGGCAUGCCGAAGACAUGGAGGGGGGCGGGGAGACUGGCACAGUUGUACUCAAAGACGAUGACGACAUAGAGGCGUGGUGGUGGAUCUCCGCGGCAAGGCCAAUGGAGGUCCAGGUCGUGCUCGACUCUCCGACCGAUCCGGCCGGGGACAUGGCGCAGAUCUUGGGUGUCGAGGCUGUCAAUGGCGUUGGCGUCAAGAGGCCCCGUGUUGAUGUGGGUGUCUGGGAGGAGAAGAGUCGGGUAGUCCCGUGGCUAGGGCUUUGCAUUUCCGAUAUUUCGCACCGUUUCUCAUUUGUGGGCGUUCUUUGGGGGUUGGGGUUAGGGUUGGUCGGAUUGGAUUGGAUCGGUUGGUUGGCUGGCAUGGUGCUCAAGAGGCAACGUGGGGGGUAGAAUGCAUUUCGUCUUUCCUUCUUUUUCUUCUUCUUCUUCUUUGCUUGUCUCUCUCGAUAUCUCUGUCUUUGUUUUUCUUUGGCAUCUGAAGCUGCGAGAAGUCUGGUCUGGUUCUGCUCUGGUUCUACUCUUUUUAUUUGUUGUGUUCCCCUUUGUUUAAUUUUGUGUUCUGGUCCGGUC